UUUUAGUUUGUGACUGAUGCAGUUGAAAGACACACCACCAACAUCUCCAUGUAGCAAUGAAACAAUGGAUUAUAAUGAACUGUUUGAAGAUGAAGUUGAGGAGGUUAUUGAUGGUGAAGCUGCAAGUAGCAAUAAUUACAUAGAAGCAAAUGAUGCAAGUGAUGAAGAUAUUGGCAUAGGCUUAGAAGGCAGUGAAAAUUCUGAAGGAAAUAACCCUGUGAGGGAUGAUUCAGCAUCUGUAUUUUCUCAUCAUAAAGGUUCUGUGUUUUGCUGCCAUUUACAGCCAAAGGCUGGCAGAUUGGCUGUGACUGGAGCAGAGGAUGAUAUGGCAUAUGUUUGGGAAACACAUUCAGGAGAAGUAGUGUUACAAUGCAAGGGCCACAAGGACUCUGUGACCUGUGUUAGAUUCAACUAUGAUGGGUCUUACGUUGCAACUGGAGACAUGAGUGGUGUCAUACAAGUAUGGAAAAUAGCUAACAAGUUACAAGUAUGGGAAACAUGUAUUGGCGACCUGACUUGGCUGAGGUGGCAUCACGGAGCAAAUGUCUUGCUAGCUGGAACUGAGUCGGGGGAGGUAUACGUGUGGAGAAUUCCAGGAGGAGAAUGCAAAGUGUUGCCUGGCCAUGGUGACAAAGCAGACUGUGGACUCAUGUUGCCUGAUGGCAAACGUAUGGCGAUAGGUUAUGCAGAUGGCUCACUUAAAAUAUUUGACACAAAGACUGCGACAGUAUUACACCACGUACCUCAAGGACAAGCUCACACUGGUACAAUUACUGACAUGGACUGCCAUCCUGAUAACAACUUGCUUAUCUCUAGUAGUGUGGAUGGACAUGCUGUUGUGCUCAAAACUCAAACUGGAAAGGAUUCUCCUUAUAAGUCAGUAGCUGACUCUUCACAAGUUCCUGACCUGUCAACGGCAUAUGGAAACAAACCCCAUUGA
Molecule: messenger RNA, 940 nt
Organism: Zootermopsis nevadensis
Lineage: Eukaryota; Metazoa; Arthropoda; Insecta; Blattodea; Termopsidae
Source: RefSeq, a predicted model, not a curated record